AGCCAUGUUUGGUGACGAGAAAAUGGCGGUGGCCUGCCUUGGUGGUGGCCAGUCAGACGGACUGGGAACCAAUUUUGAAGCUACACGAUAAUUGAAACAAAUUUAUUGUUCGAGAAAAGUCGUGUUUAUGUGGCAAACCCUAAACUUUAUUACAGAAGUAGAUCUACCUAAUUGAACUUUCACGAACUGCUUCAGUUGACUUAUAAUUUGCACCUAGAAUUAGCACAUGAGACAGCUCAGAUCAGUGAGUAAAAGAAUUAACAAUUAUCCAAGAUCUCAAGUUUUUUAAUGUACAAAUCUAUAAAACAUCAGUUUUUUAAUUUUUCUCCUUUUUUAUGCCAUAACCAUGAUGUUCUUCUUCACUUAUAAUCUCUCUCCCCCCUCUCUCUCGCAAGAAGAAGAGCAUGGCCUCAGCAUCACACAGUAGAAAUCACAUCUUCAAGAAGGAGAGAUUAAAGAAUCUGUUUAACGCAGCUUCGGUAUUGUUCUAUACUGUAUUUUUCACCGUACUUUUCAGUUUCUAUCUCCUUUACCAUCCAAGAAGUACCGUCAACUACACAACAAAUAUCAAUCAAGAAUACAAUCAAACCACCGUCUUCACCCAGCCUUAUAAAAAUGAUAGCAGAAGCUGUAACUUGUUUAAGGGUCAGUGGAUUUUAGACGAGAGAGGUUCUUUGUACACGAAUUUUAGCUGUAAAACGAUUCCUUACAAAAGAAACUGUUUUCUCAACGGAAGGGAGGAUAGAGAUUUUCUGCACUGGAGAUGGAAACCAGACCAAUGUGAACUUCCUCGUUUCAGCCCGGAAACUUUUCUUAGUACUCUUCGUGGGAAGAAAAUGGCUUUCAUCGGUGAUUCAAUAGGCCGGAAUCAGAUGGAAUCCCUUUUAUGUCUCCUGUCAACGGUAGAAACUCCAAAAGAAGUUUACAAGGAUGCUGAAGAUCUAUUCAGGACAUGGGAAUUUUCGAAGCAUAACUUUACUCUCAUGGCCUUUUGGUCUCAAUUCUUAGUUACCGCAACUGAAAGAGUAUUCAACGGUUCAGCCACCGGAGGUUUUGAUUUGCAACUCGACAAGGUUGAUCAAAAUUGGUCCAAAAAACUACAUCUGAUGGAUUAUGUAAUUUUCUCGGACGCCCACUGGUUCUUCAGGCAAAACUAUUUAUACGAGAGCAACAAUCUUAUAGGCUGCGUAUACUGUCAGGCACCAAAUGUGACAGAUCUCGGGCCAAGUUUCGCCAUUAAAAGUGCAUUCCAAGCUGCAUUUAAGGAAAUCAAUAUGUGCAAGAAUUGUAAAAAAAUAUUUGCAUUUUUGAGGACAUUUUCACCUUCUCAUUUCGAGAAUGGUACAUGGAAUACAGGAGGCGGUUGCAAUAGAACUCGACCGAUAGUGAGAGAAGAAGUUGUCGGGCGGGAUUCGGAUUGGGAAUUCAAGAACAUUCAAGUUGAACAAAUUGAAAUGGCAAGAAAAAUAGGAGAGUAUAAAGGGAAUAGGUUUGAAAUUCUUGAUAUUACAGAAAUUAUGGUGAUCAGACCCGAUGGGCACCCUGGAUUAUACUGGGGGAACCCAUGGAUGAAGGGUUAUAGUGACUGCAUCCACUGGUGCUUGCCUGGCCCCAUUGAUACAUGGAAUGAGCUGUUGUUGGAGAUGAUCAAGAGAUAAAAAUUUUACCUGCAUUGAAAUUGUAAAUUUGUAUUUGUAUAAGAUCUAUCUCUCGUCCUUAUUUUUAUUAUUAUUUUUUUUUUUUUUCGCAUAGAAGGAUAAACAUAUGCAUCUCCUUUCUACUUGAAACUCCAAUACUUUCUAGGCAA
Messenger RNA from Olea europaea var. sylvestris, 1807 nucleotides. RefSeq names its product protein ALTERED XYLOGLUCAN 4-like. Gene Ontology annotation, cellular component: Golgi apparatus. The transcript is spliced from 4 exons. Gene Ontology annotation, molecular function: O-acetyltransferase activity. Lineage: Eukaryota; Viridiplantae; Streptophyta; Magnoliopsida; Lamiales; Oleaceae. The record is from RefSeq and is a predicted model, not a curated record. The coding region runs from base 405 to 1658 and encodes 417 amino acids.